Baudoinia panamericana UAMH 10762 is the source of this 670-nucleotide messenger RNA. RefSeq lists its product as uncharacterized. NCBI's taxonomy places the organism in Eukaryota, Fungi, Ascomycota, Dothideomycetes, Mycosphaerellales, Teratosphaeriaceae. The transcript has 6 exons. Bases 22 to 255 code for a protein of 77 amino acids. Gene Ontology annotation, biological process: cilium assembly; microtubule-based process. The record is from RefSeq and is a predicted model, not a curated record. Gene Ontology annotation, cellular component: cytoplasmic dynein complex. Gene Ontology annotation, molecular function: dynein intermediate chain binding; dynein light intermediate chain binding.
GCGCAAAUUAAGUCGGCGGACAUGAGUGAAGACAUGCAACAAGAAGCCGUCGAAGUCGCGCAGGAAGCCAUGGACAAGUACAACAUCGAGAAGGAAAUCGCACACCACAUCAAGAAGGAGUUCGACGCACGAAAGGGCGCGACAUGGCAUUGUAUUGUGGGAAGGAAUUUCGGUAGUUUUGUCACGCAUGAGACCAAGCAUUUCAUAUACUUCUACCUCGGUCAUUGUGCGAUAUUGCUAUUCAAGACGCAAUGAGCACGGCAUUGCACCAAUGUUUCCAGCGUUAGGCGCCUGACUUAUGUAUGUAUGAUACGGCAGUUACACCCAUCUAUACAUUGCAAGGCGCCACCAAAUAUCACGAUUUCGAUCUCCGAGCCAGCGUGACCAGCGAAGUCGGGUGAGAGGGCCGACAGAUGAGCCUCGCGACUCGAUGAGCUUUACCGCGGAACAACAUACCACAGCGGUGACAACUACCCUUGAAUGAGACGCCAGCUCCGCUCAGUGCGACCCCUCGAACCAUCCCGCAAAUCCCGCAUUGAUUCACAAAAUGCUGACCAUGAUAGUCGCAUUUUACGAGCCUGGUAAAUUCGGUUCGUACUCACACGAGACGUAUUCGAUCCCAUCCUCUUCCCUCCACCUUCAUUCUGUCUAUCACCUCACCGUACAUCAU